GUGUUUAGAACUCGCUGUUGACACAACAAUCUGAGUUAUGUGGUGAUUUCUUAAAGGAUAAAUAGAUGUGCCACUUCCCGGAUUUCACAGAAGCCACCUUACUCGAAGCAGGCUGCCAUGACCAGCCAGUCUCAGGGGAUCCACCAGCUCCUUCAGGCAGAAAAAAGGGCCAAGGACAAGCUAGAGGAAGCCAAGAAGAGGAAAGAGAAGCGAUUGAAGCAAGCUAAGGAGGAAGCCAUGGCAGAAAUUAACCAGUACAGAAUGCAGAGAGAUAAGGAGUUUCGACUGAAACAAUCUAAGGUAAUGGGGUCUCAAAGUAAUCUCUCAGAGGAAGUAGACGAGCGAACACUCGGGAAGAUAAAAGAAUUGAAUGGAAGCUACAACAAGUACAUGGAAGUCGUGCUGAAACAGCUUUUGAACAUGGUUUGCGACGUGAAGCCGGGAAUCCACGUAAACUACAGAGCUACCCACUAAACGUGCACCCUACUGCUCAAUAAAUGCUCUCAAGUUGAACUGGGAUAAUUCUCCUCGGAAUGGAUACUGUAUUCCUAAAUUUAAAGAGAACAAGAUUAUUGGAAGGAAAGUAUGAUAAAAUAAAGCUAAGAAUCUAAGCACAGAGGCCAUUAAAAAUGUAAUGAUUCCGGGGCACCUGGAUGACUCAGUGAGUUAAGCAUCCGAUUCUUGGUUUUGACUCAGGUCAUGAUCUCACAGUUCAUGAGUUUGAGCCUUAUGUCAGCUCUGGCUGCCAGUGUGAAGCCUGGUUGGGAUUCUCUCUCUCUCUCUCUCUCUCUCUCUCUCUCUCUCUCUCUCUCUCCAUCUCUCA
This is a messenger RNA of Lynx canadensis (Canada lynx), 823 nucleotides long. RefSeq names its product ATPase H+ transporting V1 subunit G3 (gene ATP6V1G3). Gene Ontology annotation, cellular component: vacuolar proton-transporting V-type ATPase complex. Bases 118 to 474 code for a protein of 118 amino acids. Gene Ontology annotation, biological process: proton transmembrane transport. The record is from RefSeq and is a predicted model, not a curated record. The transcript has 4 exons. Lineage: Eukaryota; Metazoa; Chordata; Mammalia; Carnivora; Felidae. Gene Ontology annotation, molecular function: proton-transporting ATPase activity, rotational mechanism.